AUGGGAGGGUGGGGACUAUGUGUACUCGCUCUGUUCGGGCUUACUUUGGCGCAGGGUCCGGAAAAACGGCGCACGGGCAAUGUGUGCCACGUGGACAUGGAGUGUCCGGACAACGCGUUCUGCCGACAGAGCAGUUACUGCGUCUGCAAAGACGGUUUCGUGUACGCCGCCGUGAACAGCACACACAAGGGAUGCUUGAAGGAGGCUCGCAUGGGCGAGGAGUGUGUGCAGCACAUUCAGUGUCACUCGACGAUGGGCGUGCACUCUGAAUGUACGUCCGGCGCCUGCGCAUGCGCACCCAACGCACACCUCGAAGACGACCGCUGCUAUGAGACCGCUGUGAUCGGUGACCGAUGCGUGGUGGAUCAGAACUGCUACCUGGGUGAGCAGAACACUGAGAGACAAGCCUUCUGCGUGCGAGGAUACUGCACCUGUCAACUGCAAUUCAGUCCGAGAGAUAACGGAACUAGAUGCGUGCGCGAUGCUGCGCUAGGCGAGGAAUGCGAAGACCAACUCCAGUGUGCAGGCGCUGGUCUUGAAUGCCGUGGCACCUGUCGUUGCCGUGAAAACUGGGUUGCACACCAGGACACCAACUCGUGCGUUGAGGCGGUAAAAGCGCUGAACGAGGCGUGCGAGUACGACGUGCAGUGCGAGGGGCUGUCGGGCUCGCCGGGCGCUACGCUGUGUCUGGGAGGCGCAUGCGCGUGCGCGUACAGCGCGCGCCCCGCCGGCAGCCCGCUCCGCUGCUGGCACAAGCGCAGGCCCGGCCAGGAGUGCAAGCGGGACGAGGAAUGCGUAUCAGAAGAAGACGAGCAAGGAUAUUGUCUCGCCGGUCGCUGCACUUGCAAAACUUGCUCUCCAGACGCAAAAGACUUUGGCGGCGGAGCGGGAAACUUGCACCCGCCAUUGUUUAUGUGCGCGAUCUCCUUUUUAUUCGUUGCUGCAAUUUUGAGGCACUAG
This is a messenger RNA of Parnassius mnemosyne (clouded apollo), 960 nucleotides long. Lineage: Eukaryota; Metazoa; Arthropoda; Insecta; Lepidoptera; Papilionidae. The record is from the annotation of a GenBank genome assembly.